AUGUCAAAGAAGAAAGUUCAAAAGAGGCUAGCCAUUAAAGGUGAAACAUCCAUUGAUGUUCCAACUGAUACCAUCUUUUUCAUACUUACUAGGCUUCCAGUUAAAUCUUUGUUACGUUUUAAAUCUGUUUCUAAAGCAUGGAAUGCUAUAAUCUGUGACGAUGAAUUCACAAAAAUUCACCAUCAUCAAACCAAAGCGUUAGGCCGCAAAAAGCUAUUGGUACAAAGACCUACUGGUUAUUUCAACUUUAGAGACCUCGAAAAUCCUCAAUUAAUUUUGAUGGAAAGACAAUUAUUUCCUCUAAAAAGGUUACAACAAUGUGCUGAAAUCAUGUGCUCAUGUGAUGGUUUGGUACUUAUUAAGGACCAUAAGUCCUAUAAUGAGUAUGUUUUGUGGAAUCCAUCUACCACAAAAUAUCGAGUUCUUGAAUUAUGUCCUUAUUUGAACCUGGACAACGAAUGCCCAAAAGCUUGUGGAUUGUGCAAUGAUUCUAAUCUUGACGACUACAAGGUUAUUGUGAUAUGUAAAUUGUUUUAUGUUGUCUACUCUUUGAAUAAGGGUUGUUGGACAAAGAAAACAAGUUUCCCUUGUCCACUUCUAUCAGCUAUUAGAAAGGUUGUGUAUUUUGGUCUCUGA
This is a messenger RNA of Nicotiana tabacum (common tobacco), 636 nucleotides long. RefSeq names its product F-box/kelch-repeat protein At3g23880-like. Lineage: Eukaryota; Viridiplantae; Streptophyta; Magnoliopsida; Solanales; Solanaceae. Gene Ontology annotation, molecular function: protein binding. The record is from RefSeq and is a predicted model, not a curated record.